Macrobrachium nipponense is the source of this 1290-nucleotide messenger RNA. RefSeq names its product probable serine/threonine-protein kinase clkA. NCBI's taxonomy places the organism in Eukaryota, Metazoa, Arthropoda, Malacostraca, Decapoda, Palaemonidae. The transcript is spliced from 3 exons. The coding region runs from base 83 to 1144 and encodes 353 amino acids. The record is from RefSeq and is a predicted model, not a curated record. Gene Ontology annotation, cellular component: extracellular region. Gene Ontology annotation, molecular function: chitin binding.
GGAGGUGAGGAGUAUAAAGGCUGAGGAAGCGGAAGGAGUGAAGCAUUCCUACAAGGAUCUCCCUCCAGAUAGGAUAUCAACCAUGAAGGCCUCCCUUGUCUUGUUUGCUGUUACCGUUGCAACUGCACAGCCGCAGUUCAACGAGAGGCGUGAAUUCAACACAGCCGUCCGACUUGCUAGUCCUGGAUUCUUCCAGCAAGGAGGUUCUUUAGCAAGUCGAUCAUCCUUUAACAGCAACUCCAACCAACAGCGACAGUCUUUCUCCACUUCUGGAAACAACAACUUCCAGGACCAAAACAAUAACUUCCAGUCUACCUCUUUUGGCAGUGACAGGAAUUUAGGUAGUGCUCAGUCUUUCCAGAACAACAACCAGUUCCAGAGUGGUCAGUCUCAGCAAAAUCAACAAAAUACUUUUGCUUCGAAUUCCCUCCAGCAGAAUAGAGGAAACCAAUUCCAGUCUACCAACACCGACAAUAAUUUCCCCCAGAACCAAUUCCAGAAUUCUCAGGCCCAGCAAAAUUCCCAGAACCAGUUCCAGACAUCCUUUGAAAGUGACAAUUCCAGGAACAGAAUCACAUUGCUGGAAAAUGUUCAGCUAACUCCAUCUACUCGUUUCCAGACUACUUCUGGACAGCAGCCAUCUGGAAUAGCUUUUUUGCAGUCUAACAGAAACCAGCAGAACUCAGGUGACCAAUUCCAGGGGUCAAACUCUGCAAGCAACUUCCGUUCUAAUGACAACAACAGAUUCUCCACUGGAAGUCAGUCUCAGUCCAGUGCUCAGUUCAGAUCCGGUUCCUCUUCCUCCAGUGAAUUUGACGGUGUUUUCGAACCCCUGAACCUUCCCUCUGGAGCCAGUGCCAUCCUCGGAAGCAUCUCCACUUCCUUCAGCUGCGUCGAGAGGCCUUAUGGCUACUAUGCUGACCAAGACAACUCCUGCCGUGUCUUCCACAUCUGCAAUCCUUAUCUCUUCUCUGAUGGAGAGGUUCAGACUUAUCAGUACAGCUUCAUGUGCGGCGAGGGCACCAUCUUUGACCAGAACGAGAUGACCUGCAAGGCAGAGUAUGAUGCAACACCGUGCCAGGAAGCCCAGAACUUCUAUUUCAGGAACGAAGAAUUCGGUCUCCCUGAAGAGAAAUCUCUCUAAGAUGCCACGACAAUACGAUCCCUUGUGAACCUGAUUUGUCAUAUAUGAAUUUGGAUGGAGUCCGUCAUCUACCUGAAAAAACUCUGGCUAAAAAAAAUAUUUUGCAUAUCUAAAACAUUUCAUGUAAAAUAAAUGUCAGAAUCAAA